AUGGCAACCAUUAAACAAAUUGAUGGCCGCACGGUUCAUCAAAUACAAUCUGGUCAGGUUAUUGUUGACCUCUGCUCUGUUGUGAAGGAGCUUGUUGAGAACAGUGUCGACGCUGGCGCAACUAGUAUAGAUGUUCGUUUCAAAAAUCAAGGUCUUGACCUCAUCGAGGUGGCGGACAAUGGAAGUGGCAUUGCCCCUGCCAACUACCCGUCAGUAGCUCUGAAGCAUCAUACCUCGAAGCUUUCUUCAUACUCGGACAUAUCCACACUGCAGACAUUUGGCUUUCGCGGUGAGGCCUUGGCCUCCCUGUGCGCCCUGUCCGUCCUCACUGUGACAACAUGUCAAGCUGGCGAGGCUCCUAAGGGGAGCAAACUCAGCUUCGAACCCUCAGGAAAGCUCAGUGGGACGAUUGUUGUGGCGGCAUCCAAGGGCACGACUGUCUCAGUCGAGCGUCUCUUUCACAACUUACCGGUCCGGCGCCGAGAGCUUGAACGAAACAUUAAGCGGGAGUGGAACAAGGUAAUUGCCUUGCUCAAUCAAUAUGCCUGCAUCCAGACCAACCUCAAAUUUUCUGUGUCUCAACAACCUACCAAAGGUAAAAGGAUGCAACUUUUCUCUACCAAAGGAAAUCCAACCACUCGGGAUAACAUCAUCAACAUCUUUGGGGCAAAGACCAUGACAGUCCUGGUUCCCCUGGACCUGAAGCUCGAGAUGCAACCCUCGAAGGUCAGCCCUGCCUUGCAGUUAGAUGUAAAAGACUCGGCAAGCUCAAAGGAAGUCCGUAUCGUUGGCCACGUGUCGCGGCCUUCCCAUGGUGACGGGCGACAAACCCCAGACCGUCAGAUGUUUUUCGUCAACGGGAGACCCUGCGGUUUGCCACAAUUCGCCAAAGCAUUCAACGAAGUCUACAGAUCCUACAACGCCUCUCAGAGUCCCUUCAUUCUGGCCGACAUUCAACUUGAUACCCAUAUGUAUGAUGUCAAUGUCAGCCCCGACAAACGGAGUAUACUACUACACGAUCAGAACGAGCUUCUUGACAAUCUACGCACAUCUCUCACAGACUUGUUUGAUUCGCAGAACUACUCGGUCCCCACGGCACAGCUCCUGACACCGAAACCCAACCUCGAGAAACAGACCAACAGAGGCACACCCGCAGGGUCGCUCUCUGUACCUCGUAGCAACUCCCAUCAUGGCCCUCAAAAUGAUUCGGGAUCAGAAGACGAAGUUGGCGAACAUGAGAGCCCAGUAGUCAGAGUGCAAAUAGGCCAGGCAAGGACCAUCCGUGCGUCCAGGUCUUUGUCGAAAGACACGAGUGGCCAAAAUCUGAUUAGCGGUUGGGUGGAAAGGAGAGCAACGAGCCGAGCAGAAAAAACGAGCUAUGAAACACCCACGUCUCGACCCCAGGGUCGAUCAGAUUCAAAAGCGUCGGCCAGCAAACAAGAGGAGCCAAGUUUGUUCCUUGAAAGCUCCUCGGAUUCCUCAGAAAGCGACGAAAACGAUUUUGACAAACCCCUACCCGUCAGAGACUUCAAUAAACGGUUAAAGGAAAAGACCGCUACAAGAUCCAAAGCUACCACCGAGGCUAUUAGUUCUUCACCAGCAGUCGAAGAUGAGCCUCGAAUUCCUGCCGUCCAGCCCCUGAGACGUAGGCAGGACGACCAUCACCACGUCAGCCCGGUACGAUCGACCCAAAGAGGGGCAGUCCCAGAAGUCACUACAGUCAUCAUUGGGAACGAAAGAGUGCAAGAUCCCACUAGUCCCCUGCCCGACGUGGAUGAGAGGGAAGCAGCCGACGCUGAAGAGAUGGAGAUUGAUGAGCCAAAGCCAUCAUUUGGAAACAGGUUGACCCAAAUAUUUGCUGCUGGAAGCAAAUUGGCUACGGAUCGCAGAGUGCCGCUCCAAGAUGGCUCGGAUGAUGAAAGCGUUGAAGAUUCUAGACCUGAACCUGAACCUGAUUCUGACGAUGAGGAUGGGGAUGGGGAUGGGGAUGGCAUCAAAAACCGCGACACACCCGGGCUACCCAACGCGUCAAGUGAUCGCGGAGAGGACCGCGAGUUGGACGAUCAACCCCAGAAUCCAUCGCUCACAAGCCCUCUUGCACCCAUGUCCAGCGAAAUCUUGACAGCGGAGCAGAAAAGUCAACCUCUCAAGGCCGGUGUACGCAAAAAGGAUGCAACAUCUCAGAUUCUCCAGCACCUUCGGACGAACGAACGAUCGAUCAGAUCGCAAAUGGCAAGUUGGGCUGGCCACCUCCCAAUGGACAGCGGUCAUUCAUCAAGUGAGGGCGAAGUGACAGAUCUCGGUGCAGCCGAUGCCGAAGAAAAGCUCUCUCUCACUAUUGCUAGGAAAGACUUUUUGAAGAUGAGAAUUGCUGGGCAGUUUAAUCUGGGUUUCAUCAUUGCAAUCCGGCCGGCACAAGCGAGAUCCGAUGAUGAACUUGAGCUGUCAGAGCAUGACGAGCUGUUCAUCGUUGACCAGCACGCGACUGACGAAAAGUACAACUUCGAAAGACUGCAACAAGCUCAAACUGUGCAAUCACAGCGACUGGUUCAUCCGAAACGGCUCGAGCUGACCGCUCUUGAAGAAGAGAUCGUGAUGCAGAACAUCUCAGCCAUCGAGGCCAACGGCUUCAAGGUCCAUGUCGACAUGAGUGGUGACGAGCCCGUUGGCUCACGAUGUGAAGUCUUGGCUCUUCCCAUGAGCCGCGAGGUGACUUUCACCCUCACAGAUUUCGAGGAGCUAAUAGCCCUCCUCGGAGAAGAGUCGUCCGAGUCGAAACAUGUACCUCGGCCUUCCAAGGUCAGGAAGAUGUUCGCCUCAAGAGCAUGUCGGAGCAGUGUCAUGAUCGGCAAGCCCUUGACACAGGGGCAGAUGGAGACACUGGUUCGUCACAUGGCCGACUUGGACAAGCCCUGGAACUGUCCUCAUGGACGCCCUACUAUGAGGCAUCUGUGUCAGUUGGACUCCUGGGACGGGAGAGGUUGGAAGGCAGACCAAGCACCAAUAUCUUGGCGAUCAUACGUCGAUGAAUAG
Messenger RNA from Fusarium falciforme, 3033 nucleotides. RefSeq lists its product as hypothetical. Gene Ontology annotation, cellular component: MutLalpha complex. Lineage: Eukaryota; Fungi; Ascomycota; Sordariomycetes; Hypocreales; Nectriaceae. The record is from RefSeq and is a predicted model, not a curated record. Gene Ontology annotation, molecular function: ATP hydrolysis activity; ATP binding; ATP-dependent DNA damage sensor activity. Gene Ontology annotation, biological process: mismatch repair. The transcript is spliced from 3 exons. The coding region runs from base 1 to 3033 and encodes 1010 amino acids.